UUAUGAUGUCACUUAAAAGCGCCGAGCCGGUUGUUGUUCAGUCACACAGCUGCAUGGUGAUGGGGAGCAAUCUGGUAAAAUCACCAAAUCUGCAAGCUGGCGAGUGAAAAACAGUAUUAAGGUGCUUUCAUACAAGACCAGAACACGUUAUUUAAGCGGCUGCCAAUAAAUAAAUAAAUAAAAAAUAAAAAAUCAUAAGACACCAAAUCGAACAAAAGGGUAAUUCGAAGGACACCGGUAGUUUUGAAACUCACUUGUCUGGUGAGGAGCGAAUACUAUUAAAGAACGUAAAAAAAAAAAAAAAAAAAUCAAAUGACUACAGUCAUUUCUUAUUUGUUUUGGUGAACUGGAGGUUUGUAACUCGCUUUCGACACGAACCGAAGCUCGAAUCACUUGUCCCUGUCAACUUGGUUUGAAACGUCACGAUGAAGUGCCAUUAUGAGCUUCUGUGUGUCAGAAGAGACGCUACGGAUGACGAUUUGAAAAAGGCCUACAGAAAAUUAGCUCUGAAAUGGCAUCCAGAUAAGAAUCUGGACAAUGCAGAAGAAGCAGCAGAACAGUUCAAACUUAUCCAGGCUGCAUACGAAGUUCUCAGUGACCCACAAGAAAGAGCCUGGUACGAUAACCACCGCGAAGCACUGCUGAAGGGUGGAGUGAGUGGAGAGUAUGAAGACGAUAGUGUGGACCUCCUGCAGUUUUUCACUGUUACCUGUUAUUCUGGGUAUGGGGAUGAUGAUGAGGGAUUUUAUUCUGUGUAUCGAAACUUGUUUGAGACAAUUGUAAAUGAGGAACAAGAAAACAGUAAGGAAGAAGAGGAGUUCCCCACAUUUGGAGACUCACAAAGUGAUUAUGACACGGUCGUCCAUCUCUUUUAUGCCUACUGGCAGAGUUUCUGCACCAGGAAGAACUUUGCCUGGAAGGAGGAGUACGACACGAGACAGGCCUCCAACCGCUGGGAGAAGCGGGCGAUGGAGAAGGAGAACAAGAAGACGAGGGAAAAGGCACGCAAGGAGAGGAACGAGCUGGUGCGGCAGCUGGUGGCAUUCAUCCGCAAACGGGACAAGCGUGUGCAGGAGCACAGGAAGCUGGUGGAGCAGCAGAACGCAGAGAAGGCCAAGAAAAUAGAGGAGUUCCGUAGGCAGCAGAAACUCAACCAGGCCAAGCUUGCUGAAAACUACAAGGAGCAGAGCUGGGCUGCCAUGUCGGACCUUGAGAAGGAGCUGCAACAGAUGGAGGCUCGGUAUGAGAAGGAGUUUGGGGACAGGUCUGAGGAUGAGGAUGAGGAUGAGGGGCUAGAGGUGGGAGAAGAACCUGGUGAAAAUGCAGCAGAUGGAGCCGAGGAGCUGGUUGAAUAUUAUGAUGACCUUUACUGCCCAGCCUGUAACAAAUCCUUUAAAACAGACAAAGCCAUGAAAAACCAUGAGAAAUCCAAGAAGCACAGAGAGAUGGUGGCGUUACUACGGCAGCAUUUGGAAGAAGAGGAGGAGGCCCUCGGUCAGAAUGCUGAUAAGAACGGAGAACAGGACGAAGAGGAGGAGGAGGAGGAGGAAGUGGUGGGGACACAGAGGCAAAAACUCUCUAAAAAGCAGAAAAAGAAAAAGAGGCAACAGAAAGCAAUGCAGAACUGUCCAGAAGGCUUAGUUGAAGAGGCAACUGCCCAGGAAUCUUUUGACAAGAAGACAAACUCUGAGGAUAAAGAAGAAAUGGCAGCCCAAGAAGAAAGGUCUGACCCAGCAGAAAAGCUGGUGGAUGAGAACACAUCCCAAGAAACAGAUGAGGUAGUAGAGAAUGAACAGGAGGCAUGCACGUCCAGAGCUGCUUCAAUAAGUUCUGCUACAAAUAAAGCAAAGAAGGGAAAGGAUUCAAAAAAGGGCAACCAGAUGCGUGCAGCCACUGAUCAACAACCAGAGAAGGAGGCACAACUGCGCUGCAUUACCUGUCACAAUGAGUUUUCAACCAGGAAUAAAUUAUUUGACCACCUGCAGACAACAGGCCAUGCAACUGCGCUGCAUCCACAUUCCUCUAUUAGCAGACCUACACCUGGCAAGAGCAAAAAGGAGAAACGGAGAAACAGAUAACUUGCGAAGCAUUCAGUGAAAACUGAAUUACACUGUGACACUAGGUUUUAAAAAAAUAUUUAAAAGUAUCCCUGCCGGGGAGACGGGAUCCCUGCAGAAGAAUAAGUACUAAAGCUAUUUUCCUAGGAGAAAGCAAAGCUAUACCUUAUUGUCUGUUUUAAGGACCUUUUUUUUAUUCAAACAGUUGCUGAUGACAGCAACUACACUUUUUCAUUCUGAUCAUACUGAGCAUUGACAUUUCUGUUUCUUCUGCAGCCUAGAAUAAAAUGAUACACUCA
This is a messenger RNA of Polyodon spathula (Mississippi paddlefish), 2356 nucleotides long. Its product is annotated as dnaJ homolog subfamily C member 21-like. The transcript has 12 exons. Bases 426 to 2078 code for a protein of 550 amino acids. Gene Ontology annotation, cellular component: cytoplasm. Lineage: Eukaryota; Metazoa; Chordata; Actinopteri; Acipenseriformes; Polyodontidae. Gene Ontology annotation, molecular function: zinc ion binding; nucleic acid binding. The record is from RefSeq and is a predicted model, not a curated record.